Messenger RNA from Striga asiatica, 732 nucleotides. The record is from the annotation of a GenBank genome assembly. NCBI's taxonomy places the organism in Eukaryota, Viridiplantae, Streptophyta, Magnoliopsida, Lamiales, Orobanchaceae.
AUGAUUAUUCUGCUAAGUUGGAAUCGGAAUUUCAAUGAUAUCACUCUAGGCAAGGAAAUUGCUCGUGGAUGUACUGCAAGGGUGCCGAGGAUAGGACAGGGUCGGGACCACAACCAUGGCCAAAGAAAUUCACCACCUAAGAUCGCGACUGAUUUUGAAUCUUAUUCGCCAGCUCUUAAGGUUCGUUGGACUGUGGAACUAGCGAUUUCUGAGCGUCGGUCAAAUGGUGUCGGAAGUCGAGAAACAGCUAUCGUUGGAAGCCUAUACGUUGUCAAACAAAAAAUCCAAAAAUACCAUCACCUAGCUUCCCCUACACUACUACCCAAUAGCGUAAAAGGCGAGGUCGAAAAGGACCGAAACCCUCCAUCGACCACCCUCGUCUCCCCAAACGAAGAUGAUGCAAACGAGUUAACAUACUCUUCAAACCCUCCCUUAUCCCCAAAAUGCCCCUCUGGAGCCCUCAAAACACUCUGGCAACUCACUCUCGCCCUCCAAAUAGCUCACGACCUGCCUCAUCCCGGGCCUUGCCGUCUGCUCGUGGGCCGAACACAUCAAGCCCAACUUCAACACCAUCAAAACCUCAUCCCGAUCAAACCCACCACCUUUCAUCCUCGGGUCCACCACACUCAUAACCCUCCCUUCCUUCCACUCGCUCCACACAUGUUCGGCCAAUACGAAAUCCUCGGGCCCGGAUUUACGCUCAAUGGGCCUACGCCCACAUACAACCUCUAG